Messenger RNA from Glossina fuscipes, 9725 nucleotides. It is a transcript of the gene NaCP60E, whose product is annotated as sodium channel protein 60E. Gene Ontology annotation, molecular function: protein binding; voltage-gated sodium channel activity. Gene Ontology annotation, cellular component: voltage-gated sodium channel complex; plasma membrane. NCBI's taxonomy places the organism in Eukaryota, Metazoa, Arthropoda, Insecta, Diptera, Glossinidae. The record is from RefSeq and is a predicted model, not a curated record. Gene Ontology annotation, biological process: membrane depolarization during action potential; sodium ion transmembrane transport; neuronal action potential. The transcript has 32 exons. Bases 372 to 9332 code for a protein of 2986 amino acids.
AAAGCGAAAAAGAGAGAGAGAAAAGGAGAGAGAGAGAGAGAGUGAGAGCGAGAGAGAAAAGAAAUAGGAUAAACGUAGCUCAAGUGAUAUUUACGCAAAAAUUUAAAAAAAAAAAAAAAUAAAUAAAUAUUCAACUAAAAACAUAACUAAGAAUUGUGUUAAAAAAUUCCUCAAAAUGAAUUUUUCGAAAUCAAAAGCAAGCCGUAGUCUUUAAGUGAAUAACUACUAUAUAUAUAUAUAUAUAUAUAUAUGUAUAUAUAUAUAUAAAUAUAUAUGUACAUCAAGUGCAAAAGAUUUUUGACUCUAUAAACAAUUUACGAUCAUACGAAACAACGAAUCUUUCAGUUUUCAUAUUAUAAUCAACCAUCAAAAUGAGUAAUGAUCAAACACCAACACCCAAUGAUGAAAAAGUUGCCAAACAUCAAGUUGUUGCCUACACACAAAAAUCCCAAAUUAAACAUGAGAAUCGCCAUAUACAACUGGUGCGUGAAUAUGGUUUUCAUCCACGCACUAAAGCCACCGUGGAAGAUGGCGACGUUCUACCAAAAAAAUUCGAACCAUUCCCAGAAAACAUGUACGGAAAGCCGCUGGAAGAAAUCGAUACUUUUAUCUACGAAGAGACAUUUUGUGUGGUUUCAAAGCGUUUUCGCAAAAAUUACAUACAUCGUUUUACAGGCACAAAAAGUUUAUUCCUAUUCCAUCCGUGGAGUGCUCCACGUCGUGUCUGCGUUUAUAUAGCAACGAAUCAGUAUUUCGAUUAUUGCGUUAUGGCCACUAUAUUAUUUAAUUGCAUUUUUUUAGCAAUGACCGAAACGGUUGAAGAAGCGGAAUACAUCUUCCUAGCCAUUUACAGCAUAGAGAUGGUAAUAAAAAUCAUUGCCAAAGGUUUUCUACUCAACAAAUAUACCUAUCUACGUAAUCCGUGGAAUUGGUUGGAUUUUGUGGUAAUUACCAGCGGUUAUGCAACUAUUGGGAUGGAAGUGGGCAAUUUGGCGGGAUUACGAACGUUUCGUGUACUAAGAGCUUUAAAGACUGUUUCAAUAAUGCCGGGUCUUAAGACCAUCAUCAAUGCAUUGCUGCAUUCGUUUCGCCAGUUGGCUGAAGUUAUGACUUUGACCAUAUUUUGCCUUAUGGUUUUUGCACUUUUUGCUCUACAGGUUUACAUGGGUGAACUGAGAAACAAAUGUGUUAGAAAUUUACCAGACGAUUGGGUGAACACAACAGACGGAGAAUGGAAAUUAUGGAUAAACGACACCGACAAUUGGUUGUACGAUGAUGAAGAGUUGCCCAUGCUAUGUGGUAAUAUAACCGGUGCUCGACAUUGUCCGGAAGAUUUUACCUGUUUAUGCGUGGGCGAGAAUCCCAAUCAUGGAUAUACCAAUUUCGAUAAUUUCAUGUGGUCCAUGUUAACAACAUUUCAAUUGAUAACCUUGGACUAUUGGGAGAAUGUCUAUAACAUGGUUUUAGCCACUUCCGGGCCAAUGUCUGUCUCCUUUUUCACGGUGGUUGUGUUCUUUGGCUCGUUCUACUUAAUUAAUCUCAUGUUAGCCGUAGUCGCUCUCAGUUACGAAGAGGAGGCCGAAAUAACGAAUGAGGAACGUAAAAAAGACUUGUUGGAUCAUCGUGAUGAUUCGACUUUUAGCUUCGACCCGUCCGUUUUAAAUGUGAAAAAGCUAAAUAAAAACAAUAAAAAGAAAAUUGAUUCACGUAAAGGUGUUCUAUUGGCCUCCUAUAGUAAAAAGAAAACACGUCGGAAAAAGAUUAAAGGAUCCGCAGGAGGUGGUAAGGAUGUUGGAAAUAGUAGUAAUCACGAAAGCAAUGGCAAUGAAACGCCUACAAAGAAUCAUUCGAGUGCGUCUAGUCCUAGCCAUAGUCCUCGGCAUAGUUCUACCGAACGGCCGACCGAUUUAGCUUUAAAUUUACCGCAGAAGCAGAACCAGCAGCAACAGCGGCAGCAGCAAAAGAAUUCCGAUCUCGUACGAAAAGAUGGGACGCAGCAGAAGCAAACACGUAUUUGUUUUCAAGAUGAGACGCAAAAAAGUUCCAAUAUGUUGCAACCGCCAACGGGUGGAGCUUAUAGAGGCCAAUUGCAGCUGAGCAGUCGUCAAGCUAGUUCUAAUUCUAGUGUGGGCGGUGGUGUGAAUCGUGAGUCUUCGCAAGAUGAUUCGGGCGUGGUAGACGAUCAUGAAGAGCAGGACAUAACUGGAUCCGAAAUGGUUCAUGUUUCUACGGUGGAGUUACAAAAUGAGCUGACACCGGUUACGUUGGCUUUGUCGCCGCGGGAAGUGCGCCUUAUAAAAUGCAAUGGCAACAUUGCUAGGAUUAAAAAGCAUAAUAUUUAUGCUUUACAUCCGGAAUAUUCAUCAGAAAUUGUUGUGAUCGACGAUCUGCCUGAUCGCAACUGCGAUAGAUGCGUUCAAUGUUGUAUCGAUUAUGAGGGUUGGCUACAGUUCCAGAACUGCCUUUAUAAGGUUGUGCGUGAUCCAUUAUUCGAAUUAGCCAUAACACUAUGUAUUGUUUUGAAUACAGCUUUUCUGGCCAUGGAGCAUCACGGCAUGAGUGAAAACUUUCGUAAUGCGCUCGAUGUAGGGAAUAAGGUCUUCACCUCUAUAUUCACUUUUGAGUGCAUUGUAAAGCUAAUGGCUUUGUCUAAAGAUUUUUUCUUAUGCGGUUGGAAUAUAUUCGAUUUGAUUAUUGUUACAGCUUCUUUGCUGGAUAUAAUAUUUGAAUUAGUUGACGGUCUAAGUGUUCUAAGAGGCUUAAGAUUGCUACGGGUAUUAAAAUUGGCUCAGUCUUGGACGACUAUGAAGGUAUUGUUAAGCAUUAUUAUAUCAACGAUUGGAGCACUGGGUAAUCUGACGUUGAUAUUGGUGAUUGUGAUUUACAUAUUUGCCGUGAUUGGUAUGCAAUUGUUUUCUAAAGACUAUACACCCGAUAAAUUUGAGCCGGAUCCAGUGCCAAGAUGGAAUUUUAAUGAUUUCUUCCAUUCGUUUAUGAUGAUUUUUCGUAUACUAUGCGGUGAAUGGAUCGAGCCUCUAUGGGAUUGCAUGAGAGCGGAAGAAGAGCAAGGCGCCUCUUCUUGUUUCGCCAUCUUUCUGCCCACACUAGUUAUGGGCAACUUUAUGGUUUUGAAUUUGUUCUUGGCGUUGUUGCUCAACAGUUUCAAUUCGGAAGAAUUGAAGUCGAAGAAAGAGAUAUUCAAAAAAAAGGAAGUGGGGGAGGAGUCGAAGUUGACGCGUAGCAUCGAAAGGGUAAGAGAUUUGAUACGAAAAAAGCGGCAAGAACGUAAAGAACGCAAAGAGCGUGAAUAUGCUGAAAAGUUUCAUCAAAUUGUUAUUGAAGCUCAGCAAGCGGCCGCAGUGGCAGUCGAUAAACCGAGUUUGGUAACGGAAACGAAAUUUCAUAGACUAAGCUAUCAGGAGUCUAUGAAUCGUCCAGUCUCUGGUUCAGAUUUCGGUUAUCAAAUUCCUCUUAAGGGCAGCUUACAUACCAUAGUUGAUGGUGUGGAAACUGAAGAUGAUCGAAAAUCUUAUACCUCGCAGCAAUUAUCGUCGCAUUUAACGCAAACAUCUCAUACGCCUCAACAUCAGCAGCCGGCCCUGCAGUUGCUUUAUCAGCAACAACAUCCUACUAAGCCAUCUUCGUUUGAUGGCACAGUUUCCAGCUCCUGCCAAUUAGACAAUAACAGCCUAAAUCCUCAGGCUGAGCGUCGUUUAUUACAUCAAAUGUCUUCCGGUUUUGGUACACAGCCAAAUGAUUCGCGCGAUGAACCCACAACAUAUACCGAAUCCAUCGAAUUACGUUUAAUGGGUCAAUUCAAUUCGACCGAUACUGAUCCAUUCGCGACUACAACGGAUCAACGUAGUGGCUCAUUUAUGCGUGCCGAUUCUUUGCCAGAGAGUGCAAUGCGUCGUCCAUGCAGUGAAGAGCACGAUGAAGCCUAUUUGCGUUACCAGAAAUCGCUGUUGACCCGUUCACCCAGUUAUCGUAAAUCAUUGGAUCGUUUAUCACAAUCAAGCGAUCAAUCACAACGAUCACUGAUACCUUCACGCAGCCUUAGGUCAGAUGAUGAUUUACAUUUGAGCGUGAGACGUGAACCGAGCGGCCAAUCAAUUAACACAAUAUCCAUCGAACAUGAAGAGCUACUAUCGAAUCAGGCCAAUUUACGCGAUGAGUUACUAAAUUGUGAUCAAAAGGAACUUUUCCAAUUUCUACAAGAUGAGAUAGAUAAUGGAAACAAUUAUUGUAGCGAUAACACUGGAGCCGUUGAAGCAGAUACUGAUUCGCUAUUAAUCGUGGAAGGAAAACGUGAGGAUCGUAAACCCUCGUCUAGCAGCAUUAAAUCGAAUUUAAGUUACCUUUCAAAUUCCAUCUUACAAACUAUCGAAUCGCGUCGUAACGGUAGUCAUUCUAGUAACGGUCAAGACAACGAUAGCCUGCCAUUAGUCGAGCAUUCAGAAUUUGAUAACAUAAUACAGAGCUUUGAGAAAGAAUUAGAAGAAAUUAAGAAGUCUACUACCUCGCUAGAAAGGCGGCUGUCCACGCUUUCGGAACCAUCACCGGCAGCCGAUGAGGCUAACAAAGCCAUUUUGGAGCAUAUUGCUGUCAUAACUGGAGCUUCCGAACGUACGGCAGCUGAUGAGGUUGUGCACAUUCUGAAUCCUUAUGAUAGUUACGAUUUAUCUACUGUACCGCGACGUCAACAAACUUUACCGGCCACAACACACAGCACAGCGACAAGUCUUAUUUCGGUCAAGUCGAAGCGACGUAGUUUAGAAAAGCAACGCAAAAUUGAUGAGGACUUUAGUAUCUCGAAUGAAAUACGGAAAAUUUGUGAUCAGAUACAUGCACCAUUCGUGGAGAGUAUGGCUGUGGCGGCUACAGCUGCAUCCGGCGCUCAAUCACCUUUUAUGAAGCGUAAAAGUGAUUUGUUUAGCGCUCAAGUAGAUCGUUUUAAGCGCAUGUCGUUAAUAGAACGAGUGGAAGAGUUGCCGGAAGAGGAGAAACCAAUAUCGACAUUGCGGAUGGAAUCGGAAAAACUGCCAAGAAAAUGUCUAGCACCCGAAGCGAUUAAAGUAGACAGUCUGUCGUUGAAAAGUACGAAUUCCUACGAAAAUUUGUUGAUAUCAAAGCAAUUGAAUCGUGCUAAGCGACAGGACAGUUCGACAUCGUCGUCGGCUGCAGUGCCACCUACACCACCUACAUCGCUUAAAUCGACUAUUGAACCACCCACACUUACUCAAAUGUCUUCAUUAAAAGCCACACCACCCCUGACUGCCUUGACUGAACACCAGCAACACUAUCAUGCCACUACGGCACAGACGCAAGCAACACCAAUCCUAUCUAAGAAAGAAACUGAGUCGGCUAAACAGCGGAGACCUGCCAAACGCGGCGAGCAUCCACAAUCGAAAUUAGACAAAGCCUCUUCCUUUCAGUCAGCACGCACCGAAUCCCAUAGCUCUGGGGCCACGGAAGCAACAUCAUAUCUGGCACUAGCCACCACAGAUGCGGCUUCAGCACAAAUGGGCAGUGGUAGCGGGCAAGAGGGCGCCGCUGGUGAUGCUCUCCAGUCGCAGAAGUCAACAUUCUCACGACUGACUGAAAAACCAUGGCAUUGUCUGGUCUCCUACGUAGACGAUCUCACUGUCGGUGGGAGACGUAAUUCGCAGGGAGCAUACAAUGAUCCCAUGACUUUUCCAAGUUUCGGCCACAAUAAGCCACCCAAAGUGCCAGACGAUUGUUUCCCUCAAAAAUGUUACGAUCAUUUUUACUUUCGUUGCCCGUGGUUUAUGGCCUGCAUGGAUACUAAAGGCGCCAAGAAUUGGACUAAAGUGAGAACGGCUGUCUUAACUGUUGUGGAUACUCCAGCUUUUGAGUGGUUUGUGCUAGUUUUAAUAUUCGCCUCCAGUAUCACGCUAUGCUUUGAGGACAUUUAUCUGGACAGCAACAAAUCAUUAAAACGUAUUCUAUAUUGGACCAAUUUCUCCUUCUGUUUAAUAUUCGUAGUCGAAAUGGUCUUAAAAUGGUUGGCAUUGGGGUUUUCCAAGUACUUCACCAGUUUUUGGACAAUAUUGGAUUUUAUUAUAGUUUUUGUGUCCGUGUUCUCUUUACUGAUAGAAGAGAAUGAAAAUUUAAAAGUGUUGCGUUCUCUAAGAACCUUAAGAGCUUUGAGACCAUUAAGGGCCAUCUCAAGGUGGCAAGGAAUGCGAAUUGUAGUAAAUGCUCUCAUGUAUGCAAUACCAUCAAUAUUCAAUGUACUUUUAGUUUGUUUAGUAUUUUGGUUGAUUUUUUCCAUAAUGGGUGUACAAUUUUUCGGUGGUAAAUUUUUCAAAUGCCUUGACAAUGAAGGAGAAUUGCUGCCAAUAACGGAAGUGAACGAUAAAUGGGAUUGCAUUGAGCAAAAUUAUAGUUGGAUCAAUUCCAAAAUAACAUUCGAUCACGUAGGUAUGGGUUAUUUAGCUUUACUUCAAGUGGCCACUUUCGAAGGCUGGAUGGAGGUGAUGGCCGAUGCGGUUGAUGCUCGUGGCGUUGACUUGCAACCGCAACGUGAAGCGAACCUUUAUGCUUACAUCUACUUUGUCAUCUUCAUAGUGUGCGGCUCAUUCUUUACUCUUAAUCUAUUUAUCGGAGUUAUCAUUGAUAACUUCAAUAUGCUCAAGAAGAAGUAUGAAGGAGGAGUGUUGGAAAUGUUUCUCACCGAAUCUCAAAAACACUAUUACACCGCCAUGAAAAAGUUGGGACGAAAAAAACCACAGAAAGUCAUUAAGCGACCAAUAAAUCAUUUUUUAGCUAUGUUUUACGAUUUAUCUAAUUCAAGAAGAUUUGAAAUCGCAAUAUUUGUACUGAUUUUUUUAAAUAUGUUAACUAUGGGCAUUGAGCACUACGAUCAACCGCAUGCAGUAUUUUUUAUACUCGAAGUAAGCAAUGCAUUCUUUACUACCGUUUUCGGUUUGGAGGCCAUAGUGAAAAUUAUAGGUUUACGUUAUCAUUACUUCACCGUACCUUGGAAUGUUUUUGAUUUUUUACUGGUAUUAGCUUCAAUAUUUGGUAUUCUCAUGGAGGAUGUAAUGAUUGAUUUACCGAUCAGUCCAACAUUGCUGAGAGUGGUGCGGGUUUUUCGCAUUGGACGUAUAUUGCGUUUGAUUAAAGCGGCCAAAGGUAUACGUAAGCUGUUAUUCGCUUUGGUUGUAUCACUGCCGGCCCUAUUCAAUAUAGGCGCUUUGCUGGGCUUAAUUACAUUUAUUUAUGCCAUUUUGGGCAUGUCGCUGUUCGGCCAUGUGAAACUGCAAGGCGCCCUCGAUGAUAUGGUUAAUUUUCAAACUUUUGGUCGUAGCAUGCAAUUGUUAUUUCGUCUUAUGACUUCUGCCGGCUGGAAUGAUGUACUUGAAUCAUUGAUGAUACAACCGCCAGAUUGUGAUCCACAUUUUAAUCGUCAAACGAAUGGUGAUUGCGGUCAUCCUCUCCUUGCCAUUACCUAUUUCACUAGUUUCAUUAUCAUCAGUUAUAUGAUUGUGAUUAAUAUGUAUAUAGCAAUUAUUUUGGAGAAUUUUAAUCAGGCUCAUCAAGAAGAAGAAAUCGGUAUUGUUGAAGAUGAUUUGGAAAUGUUCUAUAUAAGAUGGUCAAAAUAUGAUCCUCACGCCACUCAAUUUAUACAUUUUGGUCAACUUUCGGAUUUUAUAGCCUCCUUAGAUCCGCCAUUAGGUAUUGGUAAGCCUAAUACCGUGGCUUUGGUAUCUUUUAAUUUACCGAUAAGUCGAGGUAAUAAAAUACAUUGCCUGGAUAUAUUGCACGCUUUGGUGAAACAUGUUUUGGGUCAUGUCGAGGAGACGGAUAACUUCAAGCAACUACAAGAACAAAUGGAUGUGAAAUUUAAGAAACAAUUUCCAACACGUAAAGAAUUGGAAAUUGUGUCUUCGACUCGGAUAUGGAAGAGGCAAGAAAAGGCCGCCAAAACUAUACAAAAUGCGUGGAGAGACUAUCAAAGGAAGAAAAAGGAGAAAGAACGGUCGAACUCAGGGGAUAGUGCUCAAACAUCAAGUCCUGGCGGCUGGCAUGCCCGCUUGUCUUCAUUGAAUUUCUUUCAUUUACAGGUUUCACGUCGCGGCACUCAAUGUUCUAGUCGGGCGUCUUCGCGUAAAUCUUCUCGUGCGUCAGACGCUUCCGAUAUCAGUGAGCUGGCGGGACCAUGGCUUAAUUUACCUUUAAUGAUGGUUUCUGGUGCCGACGAUGUUGUCAGAGAUAUUAAACAACAAAAUGAAGAACUGGGAAAGCGUCCUAUUUUUAGAAUUUCCUCUUGUUUAUCCCUAACCUAUGAGUCCCUACUCAACGAAAUGGUUAACAACAUAAUAUGCAGUGGUUCCCAUGCAAGUGAUUUGAAUUUAUUAACAAAUUUCCAAGAUUGUACACGAGCCGCUAUAGCAUCCGCAACUCCUUUAGCAACUAGUACGGCAACAAUUGAUAACAAUGUACUGGAGCAACAACAGCAAAUAGCGCCAACGCCUACACGAAAACGCGCCACAAGUUUUAUACGCAAAAAACCGCCCCUAGAGCGAGGUUUAUCAGCACAAAGCGCUUUAAGAGUUAACAAAAAUGCUUUUGUCUCUGAAGGGCCCACUCCCGAAGUAAUCGUCACGAAGCCAUCACCGGAACAAACUAUUAUAUCGUUGGGAUUGCGACCAGAUAACUCGACGCUGGUUCACGUUUUGGUUCAUCGUGAGAGCGAAGAAUACAAAGAAGAGGACGAAGACAAUGAGAGAGAUAUAGCAUCACCGGCAUCGAAUGGAAUGGACAAACCCAAACCACCACAAAUACGCAUUAGUCCUGGCGCAAGUGAUAUCCAUUUAGCUGAUUUCACGGCUGACAAGCAACCGAUAGUGCAGAUAAUGGUAGAGUCGCCCAAAGAGCCGCCACGUGGUGACUUUUCAGCCGUAUGCGAAGAAAAGCCAAUUCCCGUUACGGAACCGAUUGAUGUGAAUGUUCAGGGAGAUACCUCAAAGGUAUUCUACGAUUACCAUCCUGACGAUAUUAAUGAGAUUGUUGUGUUGGAGACGCUUACCGAGGAAUCGCCCAAAUUGGAUGAUCAUGCUUUACCAGCACUGCCAGAUAUACCUAGGUCUGCCUCCGUCACUGCAGAUAUUAUCGAAUUGACUACAAUGAUUACAACAACAACAACGACAACAACAACUGCAGCGACGUCGCCAAUUGAAGAGAAACGCUUAAAGAGUCUUAUAAGUGAGUCGUCAUCGUCAACUGCAACGGCAUCAAGAGAUCAUACAUCGUGUGACGAUGACGAUGACGAUGACGAUAUUGAUGACAUCGAUGAGAAUAGAUGACCUUCAAUACCAACAGCACCGGUGACAGAGAGCUCAACAUCAAGUUCCACCAGUUGCUGUAGUUCACGAUCCAUUUCCUCGUACAGUUCCACGACCGAUAUUGAUAACGAUAAUGAUAACGAUAGCGAUAACGAUAGCGAUAAUAACGAUGAUAAUGGGGAUCAUUUAACUAAAUCGUUUCAACAGGAUCUCAGUUGACAAAAACAUUCCAUCUGAGUAAUUGGGUUUUCUGUCGUGCAACACCUCAAAUGGUUGAUUUUCAUGUAAAUUUUCACGAAAGCAAAAAAGAAAAACAAAACAAGGCAAUAAACAACAUAACAGUAUUCUUGUAAGCAGCGGUUAAAGGAGAAAUAAUAGAAAGAAAGAAAUUUUGAAAAAAAAAAAACCGAAAAA